This is a messenger RNA of Megalobrama amblycephala (Wuchang bream), 3488 nucleotides long. Its product is annotated as NACHT, LRR and PYD domains-containing protein 3-like. The transcript has 6 exons. Gene Ontology annotation, molecular function: protein binding. Lineage: Eukaryota; Metazoa; Chordata; Actinopteri; Cypriniformes; Xenocyprididae. The record is from RefSeq and is a predicted model, not a curated record. The coding region runs from base 24 to 3026 and encodes 1000 amino acids.
GAGAUGACAAGAUCAGUUUCGUGAUGUACUACCUGACUCACUUUGUCUCCUACGUCUGGACCCUCAUGGGGUGGCACAACACAGAAGCAGCCCUACACUCCCCUACACUCACACUGCUGGAGGAGACUGCAGACCUGCAGCAUGAUUCUUACCAACCAGUAGAUGAUGUCCUGCAUAGAGUCAAAGACCAACACAAAACUAGCAUGAAGAACAAGUAUAAAAGCUUAUCUGAAGAAAUAAAACUAGAAGAGAAUCAAACCCUCCUGGACAGUAUCUACACACAGCUCUACAUCAUAGAGGGAGAGAGUAAAGUAGUAAAUAAAGAACAUGAUUCACAGAUAGAGAAAACAGCCAGAACACAAGACACUCCAAUCUACUGCAAUGACAUCUUUAAACCCUUACAUGAACCAGGAUCUGAGGAGAAAGACAAAAUCAAGACUGUUCUUACUAAAGGCAUCGCUGGAAUUGGAAAAACUGUCUCUGUGCAAAAAUUCAUUCUGGACUGGACCGAGGGAAAAGCCAAUCAGGAUAUAGAUUUCAUGUUUGUGCUUUCAUUUCGAGAGCUGAACUUGAUUAAAGAUCACCACUACAGUCUUCACAGACUUCUGCUGGACUUUCAUCCUCAACUUCAAGAUCUGGACUCAAAGAUUUAUGAGGAUUGUAAAAUUGUGUUAAUCCUUGAUGGUCUAGAUGAAAGCAGAAUUACACUGUUUUCAAUUUCAGACCGACAAGUUUGUGAUAUGAAUGAGUCUGCAUCCGUAGGUGUGUUGAUAUCAAACCUCAUCAAAGGAGAGCUGCUUCCCUCUGCUCUCAUCUGGAUCACCUCCAGACCAGCAGUAGAAAAUCAGAUACCCUCAAAAUACAUCAACCGUGUGACAGAAAUUCAGGGAUUCAAUGAGCCUCAGAAGGAGGAAUAUUUCAGAAAGAAAAUCAGUGAUGAGCAUCAAGCUAGCAGAAUCAUCUCACACAUUAGAAGAUCAAAAAGUCUCCACAUCAUGUGUCACAUACCCGUCUUCUGCUCGAUCUCAGCCACUGUGCUACAAAACCUCCUGAAACAAGAUGACAGUGCAGAAAUCCCUGCAGAAACUCUGACUGAAAUGUACAUCCACUUCCUGCUUACACAGAUCAACAUGAGGAAUCAGAAGUAUGAUGAGAGAGAUCCAGAGAAACUCCUAAAUUCCAGAGAUGUGAUUGUGAAACUUGCUGAACUAGCUUUCAAACAACUGAUGAAGGGAAAUGUGAUAUUCUAUGAGGAGGACCUGAGAGAGAGCGGCAUAGACGUCAAUGAUGCCUCAGUGUAUUCUGGGAUGUUUAAGGAGGAAUCUGGGAUUCAUCAGAGGAAAAUCUACUGCUUCAUACAUCUGAGCUUUCAAGAGUUUCUAGCUGCUUUCUUUGUAUUUUACUUGAAUGUAGUCAAGACAACAACAUCACUGAAUUCGUUCUUGGAUGGAUAUAACUGGAACAUCUUGGAAAGCAAUCUUCUGCAAGAGCUACUAAAAGCGGCAGUUAAUAAAUCCUUACAGAGUAGAAAUGAACAUCUGAAUCUUUUCCUGCGGUUCAUACUAGGCAUCUCAUUGGAGUCCAAUCAGAGACUCUUACAGGAUCUACUGACACACACAGUGAACAGCUCAAAGACCAUCAAAAUAGUCACACAACACAUUAAAGACAAAAUCAAUGGUGAUCUCUCAGCUGACAGAUGCAUCAGUUUGUUACUCUUUCUACUGGAAAUGAAGGAUCAGACUCUGUACAGAGAGAUUCAGGAGUUUGUGAAAUCAGAGAAUCACAAACUUUCUCCUUCUCACUGCUCAACAUUAGCCUACAUGCUUCAGAUAUCAGAGGUACUGGAUGAGUUUGAUCUGAAGAAAUACAACACAUCAGAUGAGGGUAGAAAGAGACUGAUACCAGCUGUGCUGAACUGCAGAAAAGCUCUACUUGCUGACUGUAAUCUCACUGAUCAGUGCUGUGAAAGUUUGUCUUCAUGUCUAAAAUCUUCAAAUUCCUCACUGAGAGAGCUCGACCUGAGUCACAAUGACCUGGAGGAUCCAGGUGUGAAGCUUCUGUUUGAUGGACUGAAGAGUUCACACUGUCAACUCAACAUUCUGAGACUUGCUGACUGUAAUCUCACUGAUCAGUGCUGUGAAAGUUUGUCUUCAUGUCUACAAUCAUCAAACUCCUCACUGAGAGAACUGGACCUGAGUCACAAUGACCUGUGGGAUUCAGGAGUUAAGCUGCUCUCUCUUGGAAUAAAGAGUCCACACUGUCAACUCAACAUAUUGAAAUUAUCUCGCUGUAUGGUCACAGAAGAAGGCUGUUGGUAUCUGGCUUCAGCUCUGAGUUCAAACCCCUCACACCUGAGAGAGCUGGAUCUGAGCUACAAUCAUCCAGGAGAAUCAUUAGUCAACCUGCUCUCUGAUCCAAACUACAGACUGGAUAAACUCAAUGUGGAUCAUGGAGGACAGUUCAGGAUUACAACAGGACCACAGAAAUAUGCAUGUAAUCUCACACUGGAUUUAAACACAGCAAACACUAGUCUCACCCUGUCUGAGAGGAACAGAAAGAUGACGCUUGUGACAGAGAACCAGUCGUAUUCUGAUCAUCCAGAGAGAUUUGAUGAAUGGUGUCAGGUUCUGUGUAAAGAGAGACUGACUGGACGCUGUUAUUGGGAGGCUGAAUGGAGUGAGAGAGCUGAUCUAUCAGUGACAUAUAAAGGAAUCAGAAGGAAAGGAUGGAGUACUGACAGUUUGUUUGGAUACAAUGAAAAGUCUUGGAGUCUCAACUGUUUUAAAAACAAAUUCAUUGCCAGACACAAUAAUGAGAGAGAAGUUAUACCUGCCCCUUCAUUCUCUACUUCAUUCUCUAACAGAGUAGGAGUGUAUCUGGACUGGUCUGCCGGCACUCUGUCCUUCUACAGCGUCUCUGACACACACACACUUACACACUUACACACAUACAGAACCACAUUCACUGAACCACUCUAUGCUGGAUUUGGGGUUUAUUAUAAUAGUUCAAUAUAUCUGCAAGAUUAAACGGCUUCCUGUGAGAAACAGCUGAGACAAACAUGCAGUUGAGAGAACGAAAUACACUCAAAUGAUCUUUUUCUUUAACUCACAUGAGUUUUAAUGAGAGAUGCAGUUUGUGGCUAAUUUCUUAUUCCUGCUUUUAACAUUUAUUUCACACUGAUUUCACACUGGCAAUGUUUACUUUCUCUUAAUUAUUACUUGAUUAAAACAUUAAAAGAUAGAGAGACAAUAUUACAUAGAUGAAUUAUAAAAUAAAAUGAAAUUAUAUGGAUAAGGUAAAAUACAUAUUUUUUUUAGGCAAGAACACACCUUAAUGUGUUUUACUAACAGCCAAGUGUUUUACUAACUUUACUAACUCGCUACACUGUAAGGAAGAAGUGAUAAUUUGGUGGAUGGUUUAAAAAUAUUCGCUAAUCACCUGUAGUGUAUUCAUAACGGGUGCCUGAUGGCACUAUGCAUCCAUUGUCA